AUGGGGGAUUCUAACCUAGCUACCUCAACCCCUUUGACCUUGGGAAGUAAUCGACGAGGCCCUCACCCCGCAUCGAAAGACCGGCCGGUGGAUUUCCCCGAAUGGGGUCAGCCUUCAGCCAGCGGAUACCGCGUAACUGGCCACAUUAUCGGAGAACCAUGGCCCGGAAGGCAGGGCAAACCAUUCAAAGUGAUCAUGAUGGGAGCCGGGCCUGCAGGGAUCGACUUCUUGCACCACGCCCAGAAGGCUCUGGAAGACCUGAACGUGGAAAUAAAAUGUUUCGAAAAGAACGCCGACGUGGGUGGUACAUGGUACGAAAAUCGCUACCCGGGUUGUGCCUGUGAUAUCCCCAGUGCCAACUAUCAGUUUCCUUGGCGUCCGAAUCCCGACUGGACUCAUUUCUACAGUGGUGCCCGGGAGAUCUGGGAAUAUCUGAAAGGUAUUGUCUUAGAUGAAGGACUUGAUGAGUACAUUCAGCUCAAUACACGGGUCGAGAAGGCUGUCUGGCAUGAUGAUAUAUCGCGGUGGGUUUUGACUUUGCGUGGUGCACAUGAUCAGGUGUGGGAGGAGGAUUGCGAUGUGCUUUUGGAUGGAACAGGGCCUCUGAAUGCCUGGAAAUGGCCGAGUAUCCCUGGACUAAAGACCUUCAAAGGGCGCCUCUUUCACACAGCGCAUUAUGAGGAAGGAUAUGAUCUGACGGGCAAGCGUGUGGCUGUCAUUGGGUCUGGUAGCUCUGGGGUUCAAACCGUCGCUUCAAUUUACCCUCAUGUAUCCAGGUUAUAUGCCUGGGUGCGUAACCCUACAUGGAUCACGGCAGGGUUUGCUCAAAAGUAUGCCGGCAAGGGCGGCGCGAAUUUCAAGUACUCAGAGGAAGAUAAAGCCGAAUGGCGUCGGAACCCAGAGAAGUACUUUGAUUACCGCAGACUGAUCGAAGGCGAGCUGAACCAACGGUAUAAACUUGUGCUCAGGAAUACGAAAGAAUCACACGAGGCCAAUGAAUACGCAUAUAACGAAAUGAGAAAGAAACUUGACAGCAAGCCGCAUCUCGUCGAUAAAAUUAUCCCCAAGAAUUUCAACGUGGGCUGUAGGCGGCCAACUCCCGGAAACGGGUACUUAGAGGCCCUAGUAGGAGAGAAGACCACUGCUUUCACCGAACCAGUAGCAAGUAUCACAUCCAAAGGCUUCACAGACCAAGAUGGAAACGAGUACGAAUGUGAUGUUAUAAUCUGCGCCACCGGCUUUGACACCUCAUACCGACCUCAAUUUCCUAUCUACGGACUCGACGGAGUCUGCUUACAAGAACGCUGGGCUGAAGUCCCCGAGUCCUAUGUAGGAAUCGCUGCUCCCAGGAUGCCAAACUAUCUUAUGUUCUCUGGGCCAUUCACACCCGUUGCACAGGGAUCCCUUCUACCUAUCAUCACAAAGAUGAGCAAGCAUUGUCUGCAAGUUAUCCGCAAGAUGUACGUACAGCACAUUCGAUGUAUAACUCCGAAGGACUCCGCCAUUGCCCAGUUCAUGGAGCACUGCCGUGCAUAUCUCCCACGAACAUGCUGGGCCGAUCCAUGCACUAGCUGGUUUAAGCAAGGGAGGUCCGAUGGUCCCAUCGUGAUGUGGCCCGGCUCCCGUCUUGCAUUUUUCGAUGUGCUUAGUACUCCCCAGUGGGAAGAUUUCGAUAUAGAGUAUCAUUCUGGGAAUCGGUUCGGUUUCCUAGGAAGCGGGUUUUCGCAUUGUGAAUUCUCUACCGAGGAGCAACUAACAUCCUAUCUGAAUGUUGAGAUGGUGAACACGUUGCCUUACCCGGAGGUUAAAAGGUUGAUAGAAACCAAGGGAACUGGGAAAGUGAAAGAGAAGCCUCGGGCAAAUGACACAUCUCCCUAG
Messenger RNA from Aspergillus bombycis, 1878 nucleotides. RefSeq names its product flavin-containing monooxygenase. The coding region runs from base 1 to 1878 and encodes 625 amino acids. Gene Ontology annotation, molecular function: N,N-dimethylaniline monooxygenase activity; NADP binding; flavin adenine dinucleotide binding. NCBI's taxonomy places the organism in Eukaryota, Fungi, Ascomycota, Eurotiomycetes, Eurotiales, Aspergillaceae. The record is from RefSeq and is a predicted model, not a curated record. The transcript is spliced from 4 exons.